This is a messenger RNA of Cydia strobilella, 1998 nucleotides long. RefSeq names its product zinc finger protein OZF-like. Bases 136 to 1584 code for a protein of 482 amino acids. Lineage: Eukaryota; Metazoa; Arthropoda; Insecta; Lepidoptera; Tortricidae. Gene Ontology annotation, cellular component: nucleus. The record is from RefSeq and is a predicted model, not a curated record. Gene Ontology annotation, molecular function: zinc ion binding; DNA-binding transcription factor activity, RNA polymerase II-specific; RNA polymerase II transcription regulatory region sequence-specific DNA binding. Gene Ontology annotation, biological process: regulation of transcription by RNA polymerase II. The transcript is spliced from 5 exons.
UGCUCGGUCCUCAAAUAAUAGGGUCGGUCUGUUUUCUCGUUUACUACUGUUCCGUUUCGAUAAAAUCUACAUCUAUGAACCUAUAGUAUUUAACCUAAAAUCAGUAUUGAAGUAUUCGUUUAGUUGAGGCUACCGAUGGACGCGGUAAAUUCAUGCCGCUGCUGCCGGCAGGGUCCUCCGGACAAGGACCUGGCGACGCCGUACACACGUCUUGGCAAAACAGAGAUAUAUACCGACAUGCUCAAAGAGUGCUUCGAGGUACAUUUAACCCUGGAUGCAAUGGUGUCACGAGGGAUUUGCUUGACGUGUGUGAACCGCCUGCAGGAUGCUAAUGACUUCAAGCUGCAGGUGCAACAUAGCCAGACAGAGCUGCAGGCAGCCCUGCUGGAUAAAGUGUCUGGUUAUGUGGAACCUAUGGUUAAGACGGAGAUCCUUGAUGACUCUGCUUUUGAUGUGUUAAAUGAAGAUCCUUUAAUCAAAUCAGAGCCGCCUGAUGAUGAGAUGAAGGAUGACUUGACAGAGACAGACGUUGAGCGGCCCCCUUUCGAGAUCGCCAUGGCCAGUUCCGGUAGAGAGAAACCAUACGCCCGCGAAGAAUGUCAUAAGGGCUUCAAAAAUAAGUCUGUCGUAAACAAACACUUGCAAGAAACACAUUUAUUGUCCGAAACUUCAUGUGAUUCAACAGUGACCCAGGAAAAUAAUAACAGUGAUCCUUGUGGUUCCAAAAUCCAUAAGAUUGACAAAAAAGAACAUGGUGUUGAUAAUUUGAGGCGGAAGGCUAAUUUUAAACGCCCCAAAGUAAAAACCCUUCUAAGUUGUAAUCAUUGCAGUUACACCAGUCCAUACAAAUAUAGAAUACUCCGACAUCAAACGAUACACACAGUAAAAACCCUUUUAAAUUGUAAUCAUUGCAGUUACACAAGUUCGUUUAAAGGAAGAAUGCUCCGACAUAAAAAUAUACACACAGAUGAAAAGCCUGCCAUGUGCAACCAUUGUGCUUAUCAGUGCCGUUCAAAAAAAGAGUUGCUAUUUCAUCUGAUGAUACACACUGGCGAAAAGCCUUUUAACUGUAGCAUUUGUGAUUUUAAAUGUAGACGGAAAUCAUCUUUACAACUACAUGAAACGAUACAUAGCGGUGAAAAACCUUAUCGAUGCAGUCAAUGUGAUUACAAGAGUAAUAUCAAAUCACAUUUACAAAGACACGAGGGUAUACAUCCUGGAAAGAAAAAUAAAUCGCAUAAAUGUACUCAUUGUGACUACCAAACCCAUGAUAAGUCACAUUUAAACCGUCACCUGAAGAUACAUACAGAUGAAAUGCCUUUUGAAUGUGACUAUUGCGAUUAUCAGUGUCGAGUAAAAGCCAAUUUAAAUUUUCACCAGAUGAAACAUAAGGGGGAAAAGCCUCAUGAAUGUAGCUAUUGUGACUUUAGGUGUGCUCGGAAAUCAGAUUUACCGGCUCACCAGCGUAUACACACUGGUGAAAAGAUUGAAAAGCCAUACAAGUGUAAUCACUGCAGCUAUGCAAGUCGUCAGAAACAUUUUUUAGUUAGACAUAUAAAAUCCAAACAUUCUGGUGAACAAUGAGAAGCUAUACAAGUGUAGUCACUAAAGCUACGCGGGUUGAUAAAAGCAUGUUUUACAAGGACACAAAGUCGAAUCAUCCUGAGGGAAAACCUUAGGGUAGUGCUCGGAGAUUUAAUGCACUGUGUAAAGCGGUUAUGUUAACGUGUCCGAUCCCACGACCCGAAAACUAUUUUUUGUCGUUGUCUCCCAAGACCCAAAUGGUGAGUGAGUGAGUUGUUAUUUACGGCACAUGUUUGUGCCCUUGGGAUCGGACAGGUUAAGUAACAGUAAUCUUAUUACUACAGUGUUUCGAUAUUAGGAGCAAUAAUUACGAUUACGGUCUACCGCGUAGUUAUUUUUAUAAAUUAAAUUAUGGCAUAACAGUGACUGUACCUAAUAAAAAUAAGUUUAUAUGUUAAAUAUAUCUAUACUAUA